GAAGAGGUCUGACACAGUAAACAUUACGUCACGAGGGCCGAGAAGGGUAUUGAUCCACCGUCUAGCUUCCAAGCUCUGGGUAGGUAAUGUCUGUUUGAGGGUGGAUGGUGUGCCAGCAGAACACAGGGUGAUGGUGUAGCACUGGGUGACAGGCUGCCAGGGAGCGGAGUUGAGCGGAGUUGAGCGGUGAAGUGCUAGCUGAGUGGGAGCGGCAGGGCGUGGGAUGUUGCGCUGGACGACCCACCUGGACGGAGGGCCGCGGAGGGUAAACCACGCUGCUGUCUCCAUUGGACACAAGGUGUACUCCUUCGGAGGGUACUGCUCUGGAGAGGACUACGAGACGCUGAGACAGAUAGACGUACAUGUCUUCAACACAGUUUCUCUUCGGUGGAUGAAGUUGCCCCCAGUGAGGACAGGUGGUAGGGAGCAUGCCAGGGAGGUUCCCUAUAUGCGCUAUGGUCACACAGCUGUGCUGCUGGAAGAUACCAUCUACAUCUGGGGGGGUCGUAACGACACUGAGGGGGCCUGCAACGUCCUCUAUGCCUUCCACGUCAACAACCACCGGUGGUUCACCCCUAAGAUCUCUGGGACGGUUCCGGGGGCGAGAGACGGCCACUCAGCCUGCAUCCUUGGGAAGGCCAUGUACAUCUUUGGAGGAUACGAGCAGCUGGCUGACUGCUUCUCCAAUGACAUUCAUAAGCUGGACACCACCACGAUGGCCUGGUCACUAGUCAACGCAAGAGGUACUCCAGCUCGUUGGAGGGACUUCCACUCUGCCACCAUCAUUGGCACUAAGAUGUUUGUGUUUGGAGGCAGAGCAGAUCGCUUCGGUCCGUUCCACUCUAAUAAUGAGAUCUACAGCAACAAGAUCAAGGUGUUUGAUACAGAGACCAACAGCUGGCUGAACACUGCUACUACACAGCUCCUACCGGAGGGACGACGUAGCCACUCUGCCUUUUCCUACAACGGGGAGCUGUAUAUAUUUGGGGGCUAUAACGCUCGUCUGGACCGACACUUCAACGACCUCUGGAAGUUCAACCCAGAGGCGUUCUCAUGGAAGAAGGUGGAGCCACAGGGCAAAGGGCCGUGCCCCAGGAGGAGACAGUGCUGUUGCAUGGUGGGAGAUCAUAUCAUCCUGUUUGGAGGAACCAGCCCGUGUCCAGAGCAGGGGAUGGGAGAUGAGUUCAACCUCAUGGAUCAUUCAGACCUCUACAUACUAGACUUCAGUCCUAAUCUGAAGACGUUAUGCAAGCUAGCUGUUAUUAACUACAGUCUGGAGCAGCAGGGUCUACCACACGACAUCAGGUGGGAGCUGAACGCCAUGACCACCAACAGUAACAUUAGUAGACCCAUCUUCUCCUCUCACGGCUAAUCUGGGCUGGUACCCUCCACAGUACCAGAACACCAGUGCUGAACUGACCCAGAACACCAGGGCUGAACUGACCCACAGUUCCACAGCACCAGAACACCAGGACUGAUCUGACCCAGAGCUACCACAGCACCAGAACACCAGGGCUGAACUGACCCAGAGUUCCACAGCACCAGAACACCAGGGCUGAACUAACCCAGAACACCAGGGCUAAACUGACCCAGAACACUAGGGCUGAACUGACCCAGAACACCAGGGCUGAACUGACCCAGAACACCAGGGCUGAACUGACCCAGAGUUCCACAGCACCAGAACACCAGGGCUGAACUGACCCAGAGGUCCACAGCACCAGGGCUGAACUGACCCAGAGUUCCACAGCACCUGAACACCAGGGCUGAACUGACCCAAAGUUCUACAGCACCAGAACACCAGGGCUGAACUGACCCAGAGGUCCACAGCACCAGAACACCAGGGCUGAACUGACCCAGAGUUCCACAGCACCAGAACACCAGGGCUGAACUGACCCAGAGUUCCACAGCACCAGAACACAAGGGCUGAACUGACCCAGAGCUACUGGGCUGCCUCCACCAGAACCCUAUUGUCUGGGCUGACUCCACCAGAACCCUAUUGUCUGGGCUGACUCCACCAGAACCCUAUUGUCUGGGCUGACUCCACCAGAACCCUAUUGUCUGGGUUGACUCCACCAGAACCUUAUUGGCUCUCUCUUUCUCUUGGCUGUCUUUCUUUCUCUAAGUAAAAAUCAUUGAUCUCCCAGUUCACCACAUCUUCUCUAUUUUAGCCCCCUGGACACUGACAGGAGGGGGUUUCUACUGGUGCUGAAUGAUGCUUUAGUAUCUGGUCUUAUGUUGCUCUGUUACUCACAACUCAAUGUCAAUCACCUUGAUUGUUUUACCAGUGUUAUGAUGAUCAGAACAUAUUCUUCACUCAACACUGAUUGAUGUUUUUUGAAUUGCAAAGAGAAUGCUGACAUGUUUUCUCUGCUCCAUUCUCUGCUCUCCUCUCUUCUCUCUGACUGAUAAUAUCAGUCUGUGAUGAUUAUCAUGUAUUUAAAGGGGCAAUCCGGUAUUAGAAAAGCAACAAAGUGGUUUCACCGCCACUGGUUUUGUUAAACAGCUCACAUUGGGGAAAGGACAGAACUCCUGAUGAAUAACGGACAUCUCUUCUCUCUGUGGAACAACAGGACGUCACAAAGAUGUCUUCUACCUGACAGAACGCCACUAACCAACCCCCAUAGUAUGUCUUCUACCUGACAGAACGCCACUAACCAACCCCCAUAGUAUGUCUUCUACCUGACAGAACGCCACUAACCAACCCCCAUAGUAUGUCUUCUACCUGACAGAACGCCACUAACCAACCCCCAUAGUAUGUCUUCUACCUGACAGAACGCCACUAACCAACCCCCAUAGUAUGUCUUCUACCUGACAGAACGCCACUAACCAACCCCCAUAGUAUGUCUUCUACCUGACAGAACGCCACUAACCAACCCCCAUAGUUUGCUGAGACAACGCCUACCACAGCCAGCAAAGCUCCCAUAACCUAGUCAACAGUUAGCAGGUGAUGCCAGCCACUCCCAUAACCUAGUCAACAGUUAGCAGGUGAUGCCAGCCACUCCCAUAACCUAGUCAACAGUUAGCAGGUGAUGCCAGCCACUCCCAUAACCUAGUCAACAGUUAGCAGGUGAUGCCAGCCACUCUAAUAACCUAGUCAACAGUUAGCAGGUGAUGCCAGCCACUCCCAUAACCUAGUCAACAGUUAGCAGGUGAUGCCAGCCACUCCCAUAACCUAGUCAACAGUUAGCAGGUGAUGCCAGCCACUCCCAUAACCUAGUCAACAGUUAGCAGGUGAUGCCAGCCACUCCCAUAACCUAGUCAACAGUUAGCAGGUGAUGCCAGCCACUCCCAUAACCUAGUCAACAGUUAGCAGGUGAUGCCAGCCACUCUAAUAACCUAGUCAACAGUUAGCAGGUGAUGCCAGCCGCUCCCAGUUAGCAGGUGAUGCCAGCCGCUCCCAGUUAGCAGGUGAUGCCAGCCAGAUGGCUGUGUCCUGUCUGUCUUUUCUACAGUCUACCAGUUCAGUACCCUGUCUACGCUAUAACCCUUCAGAAGUGCUCACCUGGUCUGGCCUUAGUGAAUGGAACCUGCUGCUGUCUCCCUACAGGAUCACUGGAGCUUGACAUGGAGGUGUGUUUACAGGGCAGCCCGUCAGUGUCUUACCCCCUCACCACUGCAUAGGGCCAAGAGCCUCGUUAUAGGGACUACAUGGACAGAUACUCUCUCUGGUCUAUUGCACAGAGACAGCUUCAUCACAGCCACCAUUAAAAGCUGUACUGUAUGGAACCAGGAACUAACCAGGAAGUGUAUCUGUACUGUAUGGAACCAGGAAGUAACCAGGAAGUGUAUCUGUACUGUACCCACUACCCUCGCAGAACAACUGCUCUGUUACCUGUACGCCAGAUUAAAUCAACGCUGAACAAUUGAUUACAUUGAUUUAAGUUUUAGGAUUCAAUAUCCCUGUUUUACUACCAAGUGUGUGAAGGUUAGGGAUGUCAUUAAAUAACACCAAUGUGCAGGUGAGUGAUGGUGUAUUAAUGGGUACAUGGUUGAAUGAACUCUUCUACAGGACUGAAUGGUCUAGAGACUUGGGUAGGUCCGGUCUCAGACAGAGGUCCGGUCUCAGACAGAGGUCCGGUCUCAGACAGAGGUCCGGUCUCAGACAGAGGUCCGGUCUCAGACAGAGGUCCGGUCUCAGACAGAGGUCCAGAGACCUGGGGUGGUAAUCAUUAGUCCAAAACGAUUUUCUACUGCAACGGAAACGAGAGUUUCUAUUGGACAAUUUCAGGUCCUUCCCCAUUUCGUUCCAUUUGGUAAUGUUUGGUUCCUAGUGAAUACAGCCCUGGGCAUGUUGUGUUCAGGUCCCUGCCAUGCUUUCCCCUGGAGCUGGUUUAUAUUGGAUUUGUAUAAUAUGGGAGAAAGCAACGUUAUCUAUCUGCAAAGGGGUCAUCUGGGUUUCUAGUGUAAUAUGCUCGAUAACUGUAGAAAUAAUAAAAUGGAUGAGAUUUUAUUCCCACAUUUGA
Coregonus clupeaformis (lake whitefish) is the source of this 4463-nucleotide messenger RNA. RefSeq names its product kelch domain-containing protein 3. The coding region runs from base 224 to 1372 and encodes 382 amino acids. The transcript is spliced from 12 exons. Gene Ontology annotation, molecular function: protein binding; chromatin binding. The record is from RefSeq and is a predicted model, not a curated record. NCBI's taxonomy places the organism in Eukaryota, Metazoa, Chordata, Actinopteri, Salmoniformes, Salmonidae. Gene Ontology annotation, cellular component: cytoplasm.